Molecule: messenger RNA, 1023 nt
Organism: Plasmodium gonderi
Lineage: Eukaryota; Apicomplexa; Aconoidasida; Haemosporida; Plasmodiidae
Product: variable surface protein
Exons: 3
Coding region: 1-1023 (340 amino acids)
Source: RefSeq, a predicted model, not a curated record
AUGAAAAAUAAUUAUAAAUGUAUUUAUCUUAAUGAUGAUGAUUUUUUAUCAUUACCUUCCUUUUUGACAUAUAAGCAUUUGAACACAUACAGAUAUCACUUGUAUGUUGACAAUGAUGACAACUGUGAAAAUUUAAAAAAUCAGCUAAGCAAUUAUCAAGAAAUUGAGAAUUUUUGUAUGAGGCUUACUGGGAUUUUAAGUAAACAUGAUGAAUUUUCUACUUAUGGAAUACCUGAUAAUGAUAGAUGUAAAAUUGUUAACUAUUGGAUGUACGAUUUCGCGUUUGAUAAAAUAAUUAAAGGCGACGAUUCAGUGAAAUUAGCUCAUUUUAUUGAUAAAAUUUCUGAUUACUGGAAUAAUACAUUGAAUAUGAAAAAAUGUGGUUUUAUUAAAGGCUUCGCUAAUAAAAAUGAUUUUUAUAAAACAAAAAGGCUGUAUGAUUAUUCUGUGGACUUAAAAACGAUUGAGCAUAAAUUAAAGGCUAACAAUAAUAUGUUAUGUAGUAAAAAAUAUAGUGAAUAUAUAAAUAAAGGAAACACAGAAUAUAACGAAGCAAAAAUUAUAUGUACUAAAAACGAUGGAUUAUACUGCAAGAAUUAUAAUGAUAUGAAGAAUUAUUUUAAAGAUUAUGAUAUAUCUAAAUUAUUGUGCAAAGAAAUCAGUGAGAAUGAAACUGUUCCAGGUGAUAUUUCAGAUACUUCAGGUAAAGUAAUAUCAGGAAAGUCAGGAGAUGAUCCUACAUUAAGUUCUACUGUAAAGAGAAAAUUGUUAUCAACUGCUCGUAUAAUAUUAGCAACUGUUUUACCAUUUUUAGUAUUUUCAUUCAUUCUUUUAAUUUUUUGUAAUAAAACAACAUUUAUAUCUUUAAUACGUAAAUAUUUACAAAAAAAAAGAUUAAAUAUUUUUUUCAAAGGUGAAGAAGCACAAUCCAAUAUAUUCGGAGAUGUAUUUGAAUACUUCAACGUAAUAAACAAAUAUACUGAGCAUCAUAUAGGUUACUAUCCCUCGUAUAAGAGGAAAUAA